Molecule: messenger RNA, 1683 nt
Organism: Candidula unifasciata
Lineage: Eukaryota; Metazoa; Mollusca; Gastropoda; Stylommatophora; Geomitridae
Source: the annotation of a GenBank genome assembly
AUGGCAUUUAGUUUCGGGAGCACUACCGCUACAUCCCAGCCAACCUUGUUUGGCUCUACAACUACACCUGCGACUUCAACGGGGUUUGGGGGCUUUGGUACUAGCACAGGUGGUUUUGGAAGUGGGCUAGGGACUUUUGGCACAGCAACAACUAGCUCGACUACAGGUGCUGGCACAGGUUUUGGAUUUGGCGGUUUUGGGACAACAACCACAGCAGCCCCAUCUUCAUCACUUUUCGGUACUUUUGGAACGACAUCAGCAUCACCGUUUUCCUUCAGUGCCACAACUACCACUACACCUUCUGGUUUUGGAGGAUUUGGCACAGGGACUACAGGAUUUGGAACUGGUCUAACAUCCACAGGAACUACAGGGGCAUUUGGUGGGUUUGGCGGAGGAUCAGCAUUUGGAACUACAGGUUCGUCUGCUUUCGGAGCACCCUCAGGAGCAUCUACUUUUGGAGCUCCCUCAGGAACAGGAUUUUUUGGUGCCCAGCCUCAGAAUGCUCAGCAGCAGGAAGAAGCCAACCUGGCCAAUGUUGCCUUGGCUAUUUCCCUGCCCCAGAUUUAUGGAGAUGAGAGAGAUGCAAUCAUUGCCAAAUGGAAUCAGCUACAGGCAUACUGGGGCACAGGCAAAGGUUUUUAUUCCAUCAAUGGGGUUGUAGAGUUCAAACCUGAAAAUCACUUCUGCAGAUUUAAGGCGCUUGGUUACCACUUAAUCCCCAAGGGCAGUAAUGAACUAGGUCAGGUAGCACUGGUGCUGGCUCGUAAGGAAGAGGAGGUUGCAGCAGCUCAACAGCAGGUGGUGGACACUUUACACAGGAUCUUAGGUAGUCGACCCACUCUGAGUGUGUGUGUGGAAGGCAUUAAACCUUUGCCUGAAGACAGAACCGAGGUUGUCAUUUAUGUUCUGGAGCGACCAGUGCAAGGGCCCGCCAAACGAGUGUCAGCUAAUGAUUUGUUCAACUUCUUGAACCAGCCAGCACAGAAAAAUCAGAUAGCUACACAGCUUAUGGUUGAGAGCAUUUUACCUAAAGUUGGGUGGACAGAGGAGCAGCUCAAGGAGUAUUUAGACAAGCCUCCUGCUGGUGUGGAUCCACUUUUAUGGCAGCAGGCAAAGUUAGAUAACCCAGAUCCUGAGAAAUAUAUCCCAGUUCCGAUGAUCGGGUUCAAAGAACUUCAUAGAAGACUGAAAUACCAAGCUGAACAGACCAAGCUUUUCCAGCAGCGACUGGAUGUAAUAUCAGGGGAUAUAACACAGUUACAGACACAACACAGCACCAUGCUGGCCAAGUUGGAGGACUACAAACGCAAGGAUUUGGAGCUCGGACACAGAUUGCUCAAAGUUAUUGUCAAGCAAGAGAUCUACCGUAAGAUGGGUUUUGCCAUCCAAGCAGAGGAAGAAACACUAAAGGUUCAGCUGGAGCAGCUGCAGGCAGAGCUGAAUCAUCCUACACAGUUCAAGGGCCGACUGAAUGAACUCAUGUCACAGAUGAGAAUGCAGACGCAGAUGUCGUCCGGGCGAACAGACUCAACAUAUCAGAUGGAUUCAGAGACGCAGGCAGAAAUAAGAUUGAUUCUCAAGCAGCAACAAGAUGGAUUGCAGCAUCUGAUUGAAAUCAUCAAGGAGGAUGCGGCUGAUGUACAUCUUAUAGAGCAAGGUCUUGCUAAAUCUCGACUGAAGUGA